Molecule: messenger RNA, 2033 nt
Organism: Drosophila willistoni
Lineage: Eukaryota; Metazoa; Arthropoda; Insecta; Diptera; Drosophilidae
Product: cytosol aminopeptidase
Exons: 1
Coding region: 249-1832 (527 amino acids)
Biological process (GO): proteolysis
Cellular component (GO): cytoplasm
Molecular function (GO): metalloaminopeptidase activity; manganese ion binding
Source: RefSeq, a predicted model, not a curated record
GACAUGUUCAGUUGUAUUUUAAAAGUAGAUCAAUUCUAACAGAACAUACCUGACUAUUUUUUGUUUUUUUUAAUGAAAAAAAAAUAAGUUUUUGUAAUUUUCUAUUCAAAAUUCAAAGAAAAAAAUAUCUCGUUAGUAAUUUGGCUAUCCGUUUGAAUUCUAAAAUCCAAAUCCUCAAGAGGUAUCAAAAUUUGUCAUUAUCUUGGCUUAAAAUUUUCUGCAAAAACUGAAGGAAUCAAAAAAAAAUUAUGUCUGGCGUACGAAGAUCACCGUUAAAGUUGUAUCACUCCUAUGGCAAAGCAGUGCUUAGUGCAUUUCGGCUUUUGAGCGCUCGAAACGCGUGCAGCGAUGGGACGGUGAAUAGCAAAGGUCUCGUUUUGGGAUUAUAUCAAAAAGAAGGCGAAAAGGAUCCACGACUGACGCCGGCGGGUCUCAAGUUUGACGAUCGUUUGAAUGGUAAACUAAAGCAGUUAAUCUGUGAAACGAAACUCGAUGGAAGAUUGGGACGUGGCAAGGUCUUUCACAACAUUGAUCCCGAAUUUAGUGCCGUUGCCAUAGUGGGCGUGGGCCUGGAGGGGAUUGGUUUCAAUGAACUCGAAAUGCUCGACGAGGGUAUGGAGAAUGUACGUAUAGCAGCUGGUGUGGGCGCUCGUUCCUUGCAGAAAGAAGGGGUUCGAUUUGUGUCGGUGGACGCCAUGGAUUAUGCCGAACAGGCGGCCGAAGGCGCCACUCUGGCUGUGUGGAAAUACACGGAUAAUAUUACCAAGGGACCCAAACCUCUAGUCCCGACAGUGGAAAUGUGGGACUCGCCCGAUUCAGAAGGCUGGGUGCGUGGUGUGUUUAAGGCGGAAGCCCAGAAUUUGGCAAGACGUCUGAGCGACUCUCCAGCUAAUUGCAUGACACCUACGCAAUUCGCUCAGGCUACUGUGGACGCCCUGUGUCCUUGCGGUAUUACCGUGGAGGUGAGAACCAUGGACUGGAUCGAGGGUCAGAGAAUGAAUGCAUUCCUCAUGAUAGCCAAAGGAAGUUGUGAGCCUCCAGUGAUGCUAGAGAUAAGCUACUGUGGCACUUCCCCCGAAGACAAGCCCAUACUGUUUGUGGGCAAGGGCAUAACUUUCAAUUCAGGAGGAAUCAAUCUGCGUCCCUGCAAGGGAAUGGACGAAUAUCGAGGCAGUAUGUCGGGAGCAGCUGCCUGUGUGGCCAUGAUGCGUUGCGUUGCCGCCCUCUCACUGCCCAUUAAUGUGUCCUGUGUUAUUCCCCUGUGCGAAAAUAUGCCUUCGGGCAUGUCCUGCAAGCCAGGCGAUGUGGUUCGUUUGCUUAAUCACAAGUCCAUGGCCAUACGCGAUCUGGACAAAGCAGGAGUAGUUGUUAUGGCUGAUCCCUUGCUAUAUGGCCAGAACACGUAUAAUCCACGUCUUGUCGUGGAUGUGGCUACGCUGGGCAUGGGCGUUAAAAAAGCUUUCGGAGGCGGUGCCUCUGGCAUUUUCUCUAACUCACACUACAUCUGGAAGCAAUUCCAACGGGCUGGCUCCCUAACCGGUGACCGUUUAUGGCGUAUGCCUCUAUGGCAAUACUACAAACGACAGAUUAUCGAUGAACUGUGCUACGAUCUGAGCAAUGAUGGUCGCGGCCUUGCUAGUUCCUGCAUUGCGGCGGCUAUUCUCCAUGAGCUGGUGCCCUGUGUGGAUUGGGUGCACAUUGAUACUCGUGGCACUGGAUUGUUAAGUACUUAUGGAUUGAUACCCUAUUUGUCUGCCCGCCGUAUGACAGGAAGACCCACCCGUACUCUAGUCCAGUUCCUCUACCAGAUGGCUUGUCCCGAAGUAAAAUAAACUCGAACCAUAAGCUUGCACGCAACACAUAUGUGAUGUGAGUAAUGUAAAGCGUAGAGUAAUUCAUCUAGUUGGACUGUUUUAGAGAGGUAUACAUAUUUUUCGGCGUAUCAUUUUAUUAAAUGAGGGAAGGUAUUAAAAAUGCCCAGCUUUAAUUUGCCGACGCUUUUUUGAUUCCUUCCCAGCAGUCAGUCUAUAGUA